AUGGUUGUCCACUAUAACCUGCUCACUAAAGAGCCCUAUCUCCAACUCCCAGCACCAUGCGCAAACAUCAUCAUCACUCCAUACCGCGAACACCAGAUUGAAGAGGCAUCUGCUGUUAUGACCGAAGUUCUCAAUGAUUCACGCGUGUACUCCUGGCUAGUAGGGCCACCUUACCCUUUUCUACCCGAGCACGGGGUGGACUGGAUGAAAACGAAUAUAGCAGAGAAUAAAGAGCUGCUGUCUACUCUGCAAAAAGAAUUCGAAGCAUCGCAAAGUCAUCAGGGUGACGGUUCAAAUGGCGAAGAGGAACCAGUGUUCUUUGAUAAAUGUCCUUUCCUUUGCAUACGCGAAGUAACAGAACGAGAUCAUGCGACCGGCGCACCGGUUCGAGAUGUCUUGAUUGGAGAGAUCUCAAUAUCGCGGUAUUCAUUCUAUGAGUUGCGACCCGAUAGCUCAGAGCUUGCGCUGGCACAGAAGCAAAAUAAUGAUUUACCUGCGGGGCACAAGGAUAUCGUCUGGGGUAUAGGAUACUAUCUUUCUCCUACUCAACAAAGCCGAGGAGUUAUGAGUGUUGCUGUUCGAACGGUCAUUCAAGAAUGGGCUAUCCCUCGGAUGAACCUUCAUCUUCUUAAAAGUAGCUUUUUUGUUGGGAAUACAGGGAGCUCGAAAGUCCUUGGGAAGAACAACUUUGAGGAGAUUGGUACAUUCAAGGACUGGACUCCAGAAAGCCCAAACAAAGGACGAGGGAAGAUGUCGAUUGUUGUGGUGGAGUGGAAGGGGCUUUUGUAG
Penicillium verrucosum is the source of this 789-nucleotide messenger RNA. Its product is annotated as GNAT family N-acetyltransferase. Lineage: Eukaryota; Fungi; Ascomycota; Eurotiomycetes; Eurotiales; Aspergillaceae. The record is from RefSeq and is a predicted model, not a curated record. Bases 1 to 789 code for a protein of 262 amino acids. The transcript has 2 exons.